AUGCCAUAUCCCGAGACCUUCACCGGGUUCCAGGUGAAUGGACCGGAGACCUGGACCGAGUUCCACAAGAACGAGUUCCAACCGAAGCCAUUUGGCGAUUACGAUGUGGAUAUCAAGAUUGAGGCUUGUGGUGUGUGCGGGAGUGAUGUCCAUACCAUCAGUGGCGGCUGGGGAGAGCAGCAUUUCCCUCUUGCAGUUGGUCACGAAAUAAUAGGCACCGCUAUCCGCGUGGGAUCAAAGGUGUCUCUUAUUAAAGAAGGCCAGCGCGUCGGUGUCGGAGCUCAAAGUUAUUCUUGCCUCGACUGCCGACAAUGCAAAAACGACAACGAAACUUACUGCCAAAAACAGCUGGACACGUACGGCGCCAAAUGGCCCGACACAGGCAUCGUCUCCCAAGGUGGCUACUCCAGCCAUGUGAGAACACACGAGCACUGGGUCUUCCCCAUCCCCGACGCUCUCCCCUCUACCGUUGCUGCCCCUAUGCUCUGCGCCGGCUUGACCGCCUACUCCCCCCUCGUCCGUAAUGGCUGCGGCCCCGGCAAGAAAGUAGGCAUCGUCGGGCUCGGCGGCAUCGGCCAUCUGGGUCUCCUGUUCGCCAAGGCCCUCGGCGCCGAAGUCUGGGCCAUCUCCCGCACGCACAGCAAGGAAGCUGAUGCCAAAGCCAUGGGCGCUGACGGGUUUCUGGCCACGUCAGACAGGGACUGGAACGUGCCUCACAAGAUGACCUUCGAUCUCAUCAUCAACACGGCGAACUCGUUUGAAGGGUUUGAUCUGGACGCGUAUCUGAGUUUGUUGGAUGUUCACGCCAAAUGGGUCAGUGUCGGUUUGCCAGAGGAUGACGGAAUCAAGGUCCGGAACCAGACAUUUUUGACCAACGGGUGUUUCUUUGGAAGCUCGCACUUGGGGAGCAGGAAGGAGGUGUUGACUAUGCUGCAGCUGGCGGCUGACAAGGGGAUCAAGACCUGGGUGCAGGAGGUCCAAAUCAGCAAAGAGAAUCUCGCCGAGACGCUAACAAAGCUGCACAACAAUGAUGUACGGUAUCGGUAUUGCCUGACUGGCUACGAGGAGCAGUUCGGGGCCUGA
Messenger RNA from Podospora anserina S mat+, 1083 nucleotides. RefSeq lists its product as uncharacterized. The record is from RefSeq and is a predicted model, not a curated record. The transcript has 3 exons. The coding region runs from base 1 to 1083 and encodes 360 amino acids. Gene Ontology annotation, molecular function: zinc ion binding; alcohol dehydrogenase (NADP+) activity. NCBI's taxonomy places the organism in Eukaryota, Fungi, Ascomycota, Sordariomycetes, Sordariales, Podosporaceae. Gene Ontology annotation, biological process: alcohol metabolic process.